Messenger RNA from Clavispora lusitaniae ATCC 42720, 516 nucleotides. RefSeq lists its product as uncharacterized. Lineage: Eukaryota; Fungi; Ascomycota; Pichiomycetes; Serinales; Metschnikowiaceae. Gene Ontology annotation, cellular component: endoplasmic reticulum. The record is from RefSeq and is a predicted model, not a curated record.
AUGAAUAAAAGGGACAAGUUUUACUUUGCGUAUUUCCUCUUACAUAUUCCCAUCACUCUUCUCAUCGACUCAUGUCUUGUGAUUCCUCGGGAGUAUCGGUUAGACAUCCAGAAUCAAUUGGCUGAUUUCCAUAUCAGCACAAAUAAGGACUUUUUGCUUGCAGACCCACCCCUUUGGCUUCAGAUUUUCGGAGUCUUUGAGCUCUUUUUCCAGUUACCCUUCUUUGCCGUCGGAGCAUGUGGCUUAUGGCAGCAGUGGCGUUCUAUCUACGUGGGAUUAACCGUAUAUGGAUUUAAUGCGUUUUUGACCACCUUGGUGUGUUUGGUUUACAUUGAGGCCGAAGGCGUUUCGAACGGGCUCAGCAACAACGAGGUCGUUUCAUUGAGUGGAAUGUACACGCCCUAUCUUCUUAUUCCAUUGGUGAUGAUGAUCGAUUGCGGCGUCAGGCUGAUGAGUUACAUCAGUGAAGCCCAGCAGGCGGAGGAAGAGGAAUUGAGUGAGAAAAAAACCAUCUAG